Molecule: messenger RNA, 3519 nt
Organism: Chinchilla lanigera (long-tailed chinchilla)
Lineage: Eukaryota; Metazoa; Chordata; Mammalia; Rodentia; Chinchillidae
Gene: Kif18a
Product: kinesin family member 18A
Exons: 17
Coding region: 271-2952 (893 amino acids)
Biological process (GO): microtubule-based movement
Molecular function (GO): ATP binding; microtubule binding; microtubule motor activity
Source: RefSeq, a predicted model, not a curated record
GCGACGGGCCACCAAGCCGCUUCUACACACAGCGCGACUGAGCCUCCCGGCGCCUAACGGCGACGCGCUGAAGGUGCAACGUCCGACGUGGUGGCGUCACAGGAACGGUAGCCAAUGAGGCGCGGCGGCGAGCAACCUGGCUUGAGUUUGAAUCUGUCGCGGAGUGUGGAGCGCGCGGAGAGGCGGCUAUUGGAGCGCGGUGGUCGCGGAGCGGAGCUGUGGACCCCGGAAAUAUCGGGCAUUCUUAUAAACAAAUCAGGAUAAUCAAUAAUGUCUGUCCCUGCGGAAGACCUGUGUCACCACAUGAAAGUAGUUAUUCGUGUACGCCCUGAAAAUACAAAAGAAAAAGCAGCAGGACUCCAUAAAGUGGUCCAAGUUGUGGAUAAGCAUAUAUUAAUUUUUGACCCCAAACAAGAAGAAGUCAGUUUUUUCCCUAAAAAGAAAACUACAAAUUUUGAUAUUUCAAAGAGACAAAAUAAAGAUCUUAAAUUUGUAUUCGAUACUGUUUUUGAUGAAACUUCAACUCAAUUGGAAGUUUUUGAACACACUACCAAGCCAAUUCUUCGUAGUUUUUUGAACGGAUAUAAUUGCACAGUACUUGCGUAUGGUGCCACGGGAGCUGGGAAAACCCACACGAUGCUGGGAUCAGCUGCUGAACCUGGAGUAAUGUACCUAACCAUGUUAGACCUCUACAAGUGCAUGGAUGAGAUUAAAGAAGAGAAAAUAUGUAGCACUGCAGUUUCUUACCUGGAGGUAUAUAAUGAACAGAUUCGUGACCUCUUAGUAAAUUCAGGGCCACUUGCUGUCCGCGAGGAUACGCAGAAAGGAGUGGUUGUUCAGGGUCUAUCUUUGCACCAGCCCAGAUCCUCACAAGAAAUUUUACAGCUACUGGAUAAUGGGAACAAAAACAGGACACAACACCCCACAGACGCCAAUGCUACCUCCUCUCGUUCUCACGCAGUUUUCCAGAUUUACUUGCGACAGCAAGACAAAACAGCAAGCAUCAACCAAAACAUCCGCAUUGCCAAGAUGUCGCUCAUAGAUCUGGCAGGGUCCGAACGGGCCAGCUCCACCAGUGCCACAGGGACCCGGUUUGUGGAGGGCACAAACAUUAACAGGUCCCUUUUAGCACUUGGAAACGUCAUCAAUGCCUUAGCAGACACAAAGAAAAAGAAUCAGCAUGUUCCUUACAGAAAUAGUAAGCUUACUCGCUUGUUAAAGGAUUCUCUUGGAGGAAACUGUCAGACUAUAAUGAUAGCUGCUGUUAGUCCUUCCUCUUUAUUCUACGAUGACACAUAUAACACUCUUAAGUAUGCUAACCGUGCAAAGGACAUUAAAUCUUCUCUGAAGAGCAAUGUUCUUAAUCUCAACAAUCACAUAUCUCAGUAUGUAAAGAUCUGUACCGAGCAGAAAGCGGAGAUUUUAAUGUUAAAGGAAAAAUUGAAAGCCUAUGAAGAACAGAAAGCCUACACUGAUAAAAAUGACAAAACAACGUUAAUGAUUUCAAACCCUCAGGACAAAGAAAUCCAAAGAUUUCAAGAAAUUCUUAACUGCUUGUUCCAGAAUCGAGAAGAAAUUAGGCAAGAAUAUCUGAAGUUGGAAAUGUUACUUAAAGAAAAUGAACUUAAGUCAUUCUAUCAACAACAAUGCCAUAAGCAAAUAGAAAUGAUGUGUUCUGAAGACAAAGUAGAAAAGGCCACCUGCAAACGAGAUCAUAGACUUGCAAUGCUGAAAACGCGUCGCUGCUACCUGGAGAAGAAGAGAGAGGAGGAGCUGAAGCAGUUUGAUGAGAAUACCAGUUGGCUUCAUCGAGUGGAGAGCGAAAUGGGACUCUUGGGCCAAAAUGGUCGCAUCCCAAAGGAACUCAGUAAAGAGCUUCACGUUCACCACUUACACCUCCAGAAUAAAGAUUUGAAAGCACAAAUUAGACAUAUGAUCGACCUCGCUUGCCUGCAAGAGCAGCAGCACAGGCAGACUGAGGCAGUACUGAAUGCUUUACUUCCAAGCCUAAGGAGACAGUAUUGCACACUGAAAGAGGCUGGCUUGUCAAAUGCUGCUUUUGAAUCUGACUUCAAAGAAAUUGAACAUUUGGUAGAAAGGAAAAAAGUGGUGGUUUGGGCAGAUCAGACUACUGAACCUCCCAACCAAAAGGAUCUGCCAGGGAUUUCUGUUCUGAUGACCUUUCCACAGCUUGUGCCUGUUCAGUCUAUUCCUUGCACAUCUUCAGGUGAAUCGAAUCUGCUUCAAAUUCCUCCACACAAAAGAACUCGGAGAAAAUUAAUGCCGUCCCCCUUAAAAGCAAAACAUACGGAAAAGUCUGAAACUGUGCAGCUCAAUGACUCUCUCACCAAAGAACUUCAGCCUAUUUUGUAUACUCCAGAGAACUAUAGAAAAACUGUUCCAUAUCCAUCUCCAGUGGCCUUGGUAAAACCAAGCCCACAGACUGCAAGCUUCCCAGCCGUCAGCUCACGUGGAAGCAGUGGUAAUCCUCUGGCCACAUCAGGCGAGACAGACACCCCUCUUCACUGGAGAGCAAAGCGUGGACAGGCCAGUUUGAACUCGACCUUUUCUAUCUGUGAAGAUGCCAGGAGUCUGAAUAGUAAAUUACCCGAGCAAGAAUCGUUACCAAACAACAAAAACGUUUUGGAAAGGCUUGCCCCGCCUUCGCUCUCAACCACACACCCCAUACCUGUGUCAAGCUCGAUGCCGUCCUACAUGGCAAUGACAGCUGCCGCCAAGAAGAAACGGAAGUUAGCCAGUUCCACAUCAAGUAAUCCUUUAACUGCUGAAGAAAAUCAUGGAUUUGCCAAACGUGUUCGACAAGACAAUGCAGGCAAUAAGCUCUUACAAGAAAACAGCUCAACCAUAGGGCACAAAAAAAACAUCCAUAAGCUAAACUCGAACAUGGCUAGGAAAUUUGGAAGAGACAUUUCAAAAGGAAAUGUAAGAUAAGUCACUUCAAAGUCAAGGACAAUGAAACCUGUCGAGUCUGCUUUUGAAAGGGGUUUGUCAGCGUGCUUCCAGAAGUGUGUUUAAAACCCUUGAAAGAAGACCCUCUAGAGCUAUUUACCCAAACAUCUUCAGCAAGCAGAAAAUGAAACUGUUUCCUUUGGUACUUUGAGUAAAUAUAAAAUUUCAACAGAAAAGGUUAUGUCUUAAGUUUCUGAAAUAUUUGUUACCCUUCAAAAUUCCUAACUCAGCCCUGUGGCAGCUCCCUUUUAUAGCAAGUUGAGGGUGAUUUAGAAAGCAGUAGUGAGAUAAAUUAUCCUUACUUUGUUUUUAAAUAAAGAGAACUUAGAAGUGGUAAAAUGAUGGUCCAAGACACACUAGGUCUUCUGUUAAUUUUCCCUGCUUUAGUUUGCUCAUACUUUGGACUGACGUUCCCAGAAGUACCUUGAUGUACAAAUGUAGAUAAGUGCUGUCCAUAAAGUUGCUGUACAUUUUAUUUAAAUGUCUGUAAUAAAAUACUAAUACUUCUUUGCUACUUGAUACAUUAAAGAUACAGAUUUUAAACUUUGA